Monomorium pharaonis (pharaoh ant) is the source of this 3660-nucleotide messenger RNA. RefSeq lists its product as uncharacterized. The transcript is spliced from 5 exons. Gene Ontology annotation, biological process: DNA replication. The coding region runs from base 1 to 3660 and encodes 1219 amino acids. NCBI's taxonomy places the organism in Eukaryota, Metazoa, Arthropoda, Insecta, Hymenoptera, Formicidae. The record is from RefSeq and is a predicted model, not a curated record. Gene Ontology annotation, molecular function: DNA-directed DNA polymerase activity; nucleotide binding; DNA binding.
AUGGAUCAGGAGGACAUUGAAGAUAUCAAAUAUGUUCUUAACAAUAAACGAAUAUCACCAGUGCAAUUUAUACGCGAUCGAGAACUUGGUAUACGUGGAACGCUUGAACGCGUUGCGAUACAUAGAGUGUAUAUAAAGAAUGAAUCUAUUUAUCCCUGGCCUUAUCACGUGAGACAGGAAAUAUAUACCAUGGCAUUGAAUCAGUGUCCGAAUGAUGAAAUCGCUAAAAAGAUGCUACGUGAAUACGAUACUAUGUACAUUAAAAUUCCUGCUGAGGAACGCGAGCUCUUGGAGCAAGCGAACAGAGUCGUUACUUUGGGCGAGUGUUUUACGUGGUUGCAGCGAUGUGAUGAGUGUGUACAACGGCUCGAGGAACAUAGCCGCGUCAAGCGUCCUCGGCUCGCCGUCGGAUAUAAACAAUCGUUGGUGGCGAGAAUCGCGCGACUCGAGGGUGAAAAGACAAGAUUACAAAGAUGUUUCGUGCACGUCGGCGGUGAUUACGCGAGUGAUAACGCGGAAAGACUCGUGUGGCGCGAGAUAGAUACCGCGUUUGAGAAUCGCGUGCUGACCGGUGCGGUUAUCAAUACUAACUAUAUCGAGCCGCGACAAUUUCUCGAAGACGCCGGGGGUAUAGUGCUCGAGCGUGUGCGGGGCGCUCUACAAAAACACAACUGUGUAAAAGUAAACACCGCGUUCAACGGUGUAUUUGUGACUGGUGAAAAAAGCGCUAAUAAGAGUAUCACCACAAAAAAUUGUGAACUCUUUCAAACGUUGGAUUUAGACCAAUGGUACGAGCGGUGUGUCAUCGAGCCCACGUUAGCGUCACUUGAAGAGUUUCAAGAACGCGAUAGCGGGUGGGCGCUUUCACGAAUUCUCAAUUUAACUGUAAACGUGAACAAAUAUAAUCCUCUACACGCGGGAUGUUACGUAACAUUGCCGCGAGAAAUAAUGUUGAAAAAAGCAGUUGUGAACAUUAAAUCGAAGGACAAUGCGUGCUUUGCAUGGUCAGUGAUCGCCGCUCUAUAUCCUACAAAGAAACAUAGUGAUAGAAUGUCAUUGUACCCUCAUUAUACGACAGUCUUAAAGUUCGACGACAUCAAGUUUCCCGUUAUAUUAAAAGACAUUGGGAAAUUUGAGAGACUCAACGAUGUGUCGGUCAACGUGUACGGGAUCGAAGAGGAUAAAAUUUUUCCACUACGGCUCACGGAUAACAAGAGGGAGAAGCAUGUCAAUCUUUUGUACGUGCAAGAUCCGGGGGAUAACAACGUGGGUCACUUCACAUGGAUCAAAAAUCUGUCCCGCCUGGUGGGAUCGCAAUUGAGCAAACAUGUAUGCAAGAAAUACAUUUGCGAUCGAUGCCUACAUUACUUCAGUUCCGAUGAAAAGUUACAAUCGCACAAUGUGGACUGCCAAAAGUUGAAUGACUGUGCUGUCGAACUACCAGAUGAAAAAGAUAAGUGGCUGAGCUUCCGUAACAUACACAACAAGGAACGAGUGCCCUUCGUCGUAUACGCCGAUCUCGAAUGUGUGCUGCGGAAGAUGCAACCUGACACGGAGUCGACGACAUACGCCUACCAACAACACGAGGUAUAUAGCAUAGCGUAUUAUGUGCGAUGUUCGUACGACGAUACGUUAUCCGUGUAUCGGUUUCGUCGCGAUCCCGAUUGCGUGUUGUGGUUCGCUAAGCAACUUGAAGAUUUAGCACAUAACGUUAAGAUUCGUUUAUGCGCCAAUGUCCCCAUGGGGAUGUUAUCGAAAGAACAAUUAGAGGCAUACCGUAGCGCGACACAUUGCCAUAUUUGCGAAAAACCGUUUGCGCCGGAUGAUAAGCGGGUGCGCGAUCAUUGCCAUCUGACCGGUCGUUACCGCGGUCCCGCGCAUUCGCUUUGCAACCUCUAUUAUCAAAAUGUGCUAUACAUACCGGUAGUCUUCCAUAAUUUAUCCGGAUACGAUUCUCAUUUUAUUAUCAAGGAAAUAGCCACAGCUCUUGAGAAAUUAGCAUCAUUUCUGGAUAAAGAAAAUUUAAAAAUUGUACGUUCCGAAUUUUUACACUUAUCCGACGCAGAAUUUGAUUUAUUGACACGGAAAGGCGUAUUUCCAUACGAGUACAUUGACCGCGUCGAAAAAUUGGAAGACACAUGUUUACCACCACUCGAAUCCUUUUAUAGUUCUCUGACCUCCAAUACAGUAUCCGAGAGCGAUUACGCACACGCCGUCAACGUCUGGCAUCGGUUCUCAAUUCGAACGUUGGGUGAAUAUAGCGAUCUAUAUCUGAAAACGGAUGUCUUGUUGUUAGCUGACAUUUUUGAAAAUUUCCGCGAUAAAUGUUUAGAAAGUUACGGUCUCAAUCCCGCGCAUUAUUACACUCUCCCCGGAUACACGUGGGACGCUAUGUUAAAAUAUACCGAUAUUACUUUUGAAUUGCUUACGGACAUAGACAUGAUAAUGUUUAUCGAACGCGGUAUACGCGGUGGUCUGAGUCAAUGUUCAGGCAGAUACGCACAGGCUAACAACAAACAUAUGCAGACGUACGACCCAUCGAAACCAUCGUCGUACCUUAUGUACUUUGACAUUAAUAAUUUGUACGGCUGGGCGAUGUGUCAGCCGUUACCCUACACUGAAUUUCAAUGGGUCGAAGACGUUUCAAAUUUCGACGUGAACGCUAUCGCUCCGGAUUCACCCACGGGAUACAUUCUCGAGGUCGAUCUCGAGUAUCCUCGAGACCUUCACGAUCGGCACACUGACCUACCUUUCUGCCCGACGCGCGAUAAACCGCCCGGCAAGCGAGAAUGUAAACUUCUCGCCACGCUCUACGAUAAAAAGCGUUACAUCAUACAUUACCGAAACUUACAGCAGUGUACGCGUCACGGUCUUUGUAUCGCAAAGAUACACCGCGUAUUAAAAUUCGCGCAAUCUCCAUGGCUAUGUAAAUACAUAGAAUUAAACACGCAAUUCCGAACUCGCGCCAAAAAUGAUUUUGAAAAAAACUUGUAUAAAUUAAUGAAUAACGCGGUAUUCGGGAAAACCAUGGAGAAUGUGCGUAAUCACGUUGACGUUAAAUUAUUGACGAAAUGGAAAGGUCGGUAUGGUGUAGAGGCAAUGAUCGCGAAACCGAAUUUUCAUAGUCGUAGCAUUUUUUCAGAGAAUCUUAUUGCCGUUGAACUAAAAAAACUCAAGAUAAAAUUCAAUAAACCGAUUUACGUAGGCAUGUGCAUUUUAGAUAUUUCUAAGACGUGUCUGUACGAAUUUCAUCACGAGUACAUGCUACCUCUUUAUCGCGACAAAUGUAAAGUCAUGUAUACUGACACCGACAGUCUCGUAUACCAUGUCGAGUGCGAUGAUGUUUAUGAGACGAUGAAACGUGAUAUCGCUAGAGCAAAAAUGUACGCGUUGAAGGUGGACGGGAAAAAAGACACCAAAAAAGCAAAAGGUGUAAAGAAUAACGUAAUAGCGCGAGCCAUAACGUUCGAAGAUUACACCCGCUGUUUGAGAGAUGAGAUCGAGAUGACGCGUUGCCAGUCGUGUAUACGAUCCAAGUUACACGAAGUAUACACGGUAGCCGAAACGAAAAUUGCUCUAAGUCCGUACGACGACAAGAGAUAUCUCGUACCCGAUUCAAUCGAAACGUUACCGUGGGGACAUUAUCGGAUACCCUUAUAA